AUGGCGCGUUUGCAGAUGUCGAAACCAUCCCUUGCAUUGGUUUGUAUUGGCACGAUUUUUCUUUUGACGACACCAGUCUACGCGACAGGAGUCCAGCUACCUGCCGUCUAUCCACUAGUCAACAUCUUGCUGCCUCUCCUCAACAACGUCUACAACCUCCUGCUUUCACUGCUCUCGAUCUUCGACACCUUACCCCCUAGCAUUAGCUGCAUUAUCCCGGUCGACUUGGGAGCUUUAGAGACAUCGUUACUCAAACUUUACUCCCAAGCUUUGGCCAUCGUGAACUUCUUACGCUCCUUACCCGAAUAUGCGAUCGGCGCCAAUCCUAACACACCGCCGGCGAAUGUGCUUAAUUUGCAAGGCUUGCUGAGUACGUUAGUGAAAACAAUAACGGAAUUGGCUGAAGAUCUCCUCAUCGGAAUCGGUGGAGGGCUUUUACCUGGACUGCUUCAACUGGUUGUGUUAUUAGUUGAAGCUUUAUUGAGCUUAUUGAUUUAA
Molecule: messenger RNA, 498 nt
Organism: Bombyx mandarina (wild silkworm)
Lineage: Eukaryota; Metazoa; Arthropoda; Insecta; Lepidoptera; Bombycidae
Source: RefSeq, a predicted model, not a curated record